Penicillium arizonense is the source of this 1521-nucleotide messenger RNA. RefSeq lists its product as uncharacterized. Gene Ontology annotation, molecular function: oxidoreductase activity, acting on the aldehyde or oxo group of donors, NAD or NADP as acceptor. The record is from RefSeq and is a predicted model, not a curated record. The coding region runs from base 1 to 1521 and encodes 506 amino acids. The transcript has a single exon. Lineage: Eukaryota; Fungi; Ascomycota; Eurotiomycetes; Eurotiales; Aspergillaceae.
AUGUCUCAACCCAACGGCGUCCAUGUCAGCAAGUCUGGUACUUCACUGGCAGCUCCGCAACAGUUAUUUAUCUCAGGAAAAUACCAGAACAGCCAGAACAAAGGGACCUUCCCCGUGAAGAACCCCAUGACAGGCGAGACCAUAUACGAGUGCGUCUCAGCCUCUCUGGAUGACUUCGCCCGCGCCAUCGAGGAAGCACAUGCAGCCCAACCUUCGUGGGCCCGCCUCGGCCCCUCGUCCCGGCGGUUGAUCCUUCUCAAGGCCGCCGACAUCAUGGAGACGUACAUCGACAAGGACGCGCCGGCCAUCCUUUCAGCCGAGGUCUCGGCCACCAGGGGAUGGGUCAGGGCCAACAUACUGUCCACAGCCGGCGUCUUCCGCGAGACCGCCGCCCUGGCGACGCACAUCAAAGGAGAGAUCGUCCCCGCGGACCGGCCCGGCACCACGAUUCUGGUGAGCCGUGAGCCCGUCGGCGUGGUCCUGGCCAUCAGCCCCUGGAACAUGCCUGUCACGCUGACGGCCAGGGCGGUCUGCUGCCCGCUGAUCUGCGGGAACAGCGUGGUGCUGAGGCCGUCUGAGUUCAGCCCCAAGUCGCAGCACCUCGUCGUGCGUGCUCUGACCGAGGCUGGACUGCCGGCGGGGUGCCUGCAGUUCCUGCCCACCAGCGCCGCCGACACGCCGCGGGCGAUCGAGUUUGCAAUCCGGAACCCGAAGGUGAGCCGCGCAAACUUCACGGGCAGCGACCGCGUUGGCCGCAUCAUCGCCGGGCUGUCGGCAUCAUGUCUGAAGCCGUGUGUGCUGGAGCUGGGCGGCAAGGCACCCGUCGUGGUCCUAGAGGAUGCCGAUGUGGAGGCCGCCGUGGAGGCAGUGGUAUAUGGCGCGAUGUCCAACAGCGGGCAGAUAUGUAUGUCCACGGAGCGUGCGAUCGUGCAUCGCUCCCUGGCAGCGGACUUCAAGGCCCUGUUGGUGAAACGGGCGGAGAGCCUGCGGGUAGGGAACCACCUGGAGGAUCCGGACGUGCAGCUUUCGGGCCUUUUCACUGCCGCCUCUGCCGAGCGCGUGCUCGGCCUGAUCCAGGGUGCUGUCGACGCGGGUGCCACGCUCCUGGCGGGCGACCUGGCUCUUCACGGACCGUGCCGAACGAUCCUGGCCCCUCACAUCCUCACAGGCGUCACGCGGGAUAUGGACCUCUUCCACCGGGAGACGUUCGGCCCCGUGCUCUUCGUGUCCGAGUUCGACACAGACUACGAGGCCGUCGCGCAGGCCAACGACAGCGAGUUCUCGCUGUGUGCCAGCGUCUUCUCGCGUGACGUCCUGCGCGCCAUGGACGCGGCCAAGCGGAUCCGGACGGGGAGCUGCCACGUCAACGGGCCAACCGUGUACAUCGAGGCGCCGCUGCCCAACGGGGGCGUCGGCGGCGCGAGCGGCUAUGGUCGGUUCGGCGGUGUGGCGGGCAUCGAGGAGUUUACGGAGAGGCAGAUCGUGAGCUUAGUGAGGCCGGGGAUGAAAUAUGCGUUCUAG